This is a messenger RNA of Syzygium oleosum, 2047 nucleotides long. RefSeq names its product UPF0481 protein At3g47200-like. The coding region runs from base 554 to 1846 and encodes 430 amino acids. The transcript has a single exon. The record is from RefSeq and is a predicted model, not a curated record. Lineage: Eukaryota; Viridiplantae; Streptophyta; Magnoliopsida; Myrtales; Myrtaceae.
UUUCUGUUCUCUCUCAUGCCAUUGUAUGUUAUCCAUGAUGUUGAUGAACUACUCGACGUCAUCUCGUGAAAUUAGUCUCAUUGAUUUUAUUGCUAUUAGUUUCAUAAUGGUGAAUGUCAGUUUUUUUUGGCUUCACUGUAACUACUGCGGUAGUCUUGGUAUUUUGCUGCAUCAUGCAUUGUAGUUGGGGCUUCAGUAGAUUUUUUGAUUAUGCAGCCGUUUCGAUAACCGAUAUGAUCUGAAGGAACUAUUUGAACCAGUUCUUCUGUAUACCAUAAUCCAGAGUACCUAACCUCGCUAAUUAACUUUUAUACCUCUGCUUAAGGCAUAAGUACUUAAACUGACGCAUGAACUUGGAUGUAGUGCAACCAGCUGCUUUCAUUUCUCCCACUUAAUGGCAGCAUGUAUCGAUUUAUUUGACAUGCCUUGUUCGAUCCUAACAAAUGAGUAUAUUGGGUCCUUCAGACGUCACUUGCUGAGAAGAACAUAGAGCUCAAAUCAAGAUCAUGUGGAAAUAGCUCCUCCAGCGAAUGAUCCAAAUAGCUUAAUCAAAAUGCAGGCACAGUCAGCGGCCCGAGACCAUGUUUCGGUCGAAAUUUCUCAUACUGAAGAUGACAUCGUGUCUUCCAUUCAGGGAAAGAUGGAGGUCAUUUCAUCCUCAAUCAAUAUCCGCAGAGUGCCCGAGCGACUGCGCGGGGAAUAUAGCAGGCACUACCUCCCGCAAUUGGUCUCUAUCGGACCUUAUCACCGAGGCAAACUGACUUCCAUGGAUGAUCACAAGUGGCGCUACUUAUUUACACUCCUAAACCGAAACCCCGACAUAGGAUUGACCUUGGACAAGUGUGUGAAAUCGCUCCGAGAGUUGGAGCACCGAGCGCGUCGGUCCUAUGAAGGAGAUAUAAACCUCUCCAGCAACGACUUCAUUGAAAUGAUGCUUGUCGACGGUUGUUUUAUCCUUGAACUCUUCAUCAAGUGCUCGAACCGGAGCCUCCGACGUAGGAAUGAUUCUCUCUUUUGCACUCCGGGGAAGCUGUAUGACUUGAGGUGCGAUCUGGUGCUGCUGGAAAAUCAGAUUCCUCUGUUCGUUCUUCAGCGAUUGUUUCAGAUCGUGCCGAUUCCGAAACAGUGCACACAUUCCCUGUACGAUCUUGCCUUUCGGUUCUUCAAGAGUAUGAUCCCCGGAGAACAGGAAUAUCUCCGAGAAAAGCUCAACGAAGAAGCUCAUCAUUUGCUCGACUUAAUCCACAACUGUUUGAUACCAGCGAAUUACACGAAGAAAGAUGCACCGACACGAAAUGGUCUGGAUAAGCAUGCAGUCGAACUUCAAGUUGCCGGAAUCAAGUUCAAAAGAUUGGUGACUAGAAGCGUGUUAGACGUCGAAUUUAGCAAAGGUGUCCUCUAUGUCCCGGCUCUGAGAAUCAAUCCGAGCACGGUGAUCCUUUUGAGGAACCUAAUCGCCCUCGAGCAAAGUCGGUGCGUUGACACGCCAUGCGUGACUUCUUAUGCUAAUCUCAUUCACAAACUAAUGUCCUCGGAGAAGGACGAGAAGCUGUUCUGCGAACAACGCAUAGUAUCAAACCACUUGGACGGCGACGCGAAGGUUUUCCAACUGUUUGGCGAUCUGUGCAAGGGUCUGAUCUUACAGGAUUAUCACUACGAAGAACUCUGCGUACAGAUGAAAGAGUACAUCGACAGGAAAAAGCGCAGGACAUCGAAGUGCAACCAGAAGACUGAUCAACAAGCAAGUAAGCAGAGCACACUCAUCGUCCUGGUCAUCAUCGUCCUAAUCAUGAUAUUCAUCGGGACGCUGUUCUCUGCAUUGUCAUUCUUCCUCCACCAUAACUAGCACACCCAUGGACGCGAAUGAGCCGCUUUGUCGUCGCAUUAUGUUAGCUCCUCUUUUUCUUUCAUGGGUUUGAGUUUCUGUUGCUUUACGCACAAGUAAAGUGUCGGAGCGAAUGUUGCACAUCCGGGUCUUGAAAGUUUCACGAUCAGAAAGAUGGAUCGAUAUAAACAGCGAACAACGUCGUCGCGAGUUCAUUGUCUA